CAUGGGCAUGUUCUAUUUACUUCCGGUUUGGUUUGCUUCAGGAUUACACGUGUGUUGACAACCGGGUACUGUUCCUGGCUAGUGUAUGCAUAUACAUUUCAUUUAAUUCCGUUUCCAAAACGAUAGAUUCAUAUCGGAUAUAGUAUUCAUCUUCCACCAUGGGGCCGCCGAAGUCAAAGAAAAGGAAGCCGACCUUUCGGCGUCUUCUGAAGACCAGCAGUGUGAAAAUCGAAAACAAGACGAAGAACCGACGGUUCAAAGCUGAAAACGCCGACAAGAAACACCGCAAAGAGCAGAGGAAGUUGAGGAAUGCGCUCAAGGAUUCCGCCUCACGGGCUCCACGGCCGCUGGAGGUCUACAAGAAGAGGCCGGAGGAGGAGUUGGAAGAUGAAGAUGAGGAGUUUCUGGAGAGCCUUCCUACAGACAUGAUGGAGGAUGAAGACCUGGAGCAGAUUAAAGCCAUGGCCCGAAAGGCAUCCUUUGUUACCAGGGACCUGUCAUCAAGCGAGCCGAUCCACAGCAAGAAGAGGAAGGGGGAACAGAGUGCGGAGAGCUACGAGAAACAUCCCAGGAAGAUGAGGAAGGAGGAGCAGAAGGAGGUCAUCCACCUGCUGCCCAUCAAAGACAAGAGCAGGAUCAUACCGCAGAGCAUGGAGAAGCCAGUUGAACAAAAAGUGGAAGACGAUGAAGAGGAUUAUGAGGACGCUGAACUAUCAGCAAACGAGGAGGAGCUAGAAGAGGCCUUACCACUGACAGCAGAGGAGCGGGAGACUCUCAGAGCCAAGAAACUGACGGAGAAGAAGCUUUGUAUCGCUAUGCUGGGGUCGGCCAUCAUCUCAGACCCUAACAACAAUAUCAAGAAGUUGAAAGAGCUGCGUGGCAUGCUGAUGGAGACGGACUCUUUGGUGGCGGUGACGGUGCGUAAGCUGGUGAUGGUGUCGCUCAUGGAGAUCUUCAAGGACAUCGUUCCCGCCUUCCGGAUCAGACCCCUCACCGAGGAGGAGAAGAACGCCAAGGUGAAAAGGGAUACCCAGCAGUUGAGGGAGUUUGAGGAGGGUCUGGUCAGUCAGUACAAGUUCUACCUGGAGAACCUGGAGCAAACCAUCAAAGACUGGAAGCAGAAGAAGCUGAAGCGCUCACAGGCGGUGGCCCUGCAGGCGUACCGCGGCCUGGCCGAGGUGGCCAUCCGCUGCGUGUGUGAGCUGCUGGUGGCGCUGCCGCACUUCAACUUCCACAACAACAUCAUCGUCAUGCUGGUGCCGCUGAUGAACGACUCGUCAAGAAAGGUGUCAGACAUGUGCUGCGAGGCCAUGAAGACGCUCUUCAGGGAGGACCGGCUGGGCUACGCCUCUCUGGGGGCCGUCAAGGUCCUCUCCGGGAUGAUCAAGGGCCGCCACUUCAACGUCAGGCCAGAGCUGCUGAAGACCCUGAUGUGGCUGAGGAUCAGGGAGGUGGACCUGAAGAGAGACACGGACGAAACCGCGCCAAAGAAGAGGUUCAUGAACAACAAGGAGAGGAGAAAGAGCCUCUCCAGGAUGCAGAGAAAGUGGAAGAAAGCCGAGGAGAAGUUGGAGAAGGAGCUGCUGGAGGCUGAGGCUUCAGACAACAAAGACAAGAAGAUCAAACUGCACACAGAGACUCUCGACAUCGUUUUCCUGAUCUACUUCAGGAUCCUCAAGAAGGCCCAGAAGUCUGUGCUGCUGCCCGCAGUUCUGGAGGGACUGGCCAAAUUUGCUCAUCUAAUCAAUUUGGAGUUCUUUGACGACCUGCUGAACGUUCUGCAGAACCUCAUCCGAUCAGGGGAUCUGACCAAUCGAGAGAGCCUCCACUGCAUACAGACCGCCUUCAACAUCCUCUCUGGACAAGGAGACGUCCUUAACAUCGACCCGCUGAAGUUCUACACUCAUCUGUACAAGACCCUCCUCUGUCUCCACGCAGGGGCGCCGAAUGAUGACAUCAUCAUCGUGCUGCAGUGCCUGGACGUGAUGCUGACCAAGCGCAGGAAGCAGGUGACCCUGCAGAGGGCGAUGGCGUUCGUCAAGCGGCUGUGCACGCUCAGUAUGCACGUGCUUCCCAACGCCAGCAUAGGCAUCAUGGCCGCCAGCCGCGCCGUCUUUCACGCCUUCCCGAAGUGUGACCUGCUCCUGGAUAACGACGGCCAGGGCAGCGGGGUGUACCUCCCCGAGCUGGACGAACCAGAGUAUUGCAACCCCCAGAACACAAGCCUGUGGGAACUACCCACACUAAUGCGUCAUUACCAGCCCAUUGUGAGGAAGUUUGCAGCCCAUCUCAGCCAUGGGGCCCCCAGCGACGGUUCCGGAGCCCUCGGUGUGAACCUCAGCAGGAGAUCACCCGGGCAGCUGUUCGCAGACUACAGUUUCAGAGACAUGACCUUUAACCCUCCCGUCGGCGCGCCCACCACCAAGAAAAGGGAUCACUUCACAAUAGGACAUUGCUUGUUGGACCAAGAGCUGAAGAAACAGGUGGACAAGGUUCUGUCUGUUCCCGACGAAGACGACGACACCUCACUGGACUUCUCUCAGGCCUUGACACAGACCUCGACGUAACGAGGCCGUACACACACGCCCACAAAUCUGCGCAUACACGCAUACGUCGACUAAUCCACAGCAGUAUGGCCUGAGAAGAUGCGCAUGGCAAAGACUGAUUACCAUAGGGUUUGGAUGUCUUCAGCUCAACUACCCAAGAAAGAACUCCAGAAAUGUCUGUUUUUUAUGAAUCCUAAUCCUGUAAACAAAUAUAGUUAUCAAAUAAAAGAGUUUUCCUAUGAACUGAA
Gadus morhua (Atlantic cod) is the source of this 2794-nucleotide messenger RNA. RefSeq names its product NOC3-like DNA replication regulator (gene noc3l). Gene Ontology annotation, cellular component: nucleolus. The transcript has 21 exons. The record is from RefSeq and is a predicted model, not a curated record. The coding region runs from base 159 to 2567 and encodes 802 amino acids. Lineage: Eukaryota; Metazoa; Chordata; Actinopteri; Gadiformes; Gadidae. Gene Ontology annotation, biological process: DNA replication initiation. Gene Ontology annotation, molecular function: chromatin binding.